Uranotaenia lowii is the source of this 469-nucleotide messenger RNA. RefSeq lists its product as uncharacterized. The coding region runs from base 76 to 402 and encodes 108 amino acids. The transcript is spliced from 2 exons. The record is from RefSeq and is a predicted model, not a curated record. Lineage: Eukaryota; Metazoa; Arthropoda; Insecta; Diptera; Culicidae.
GUCAGUUAACAUGUGAAUAAACUUUUCAAACUGUUUAGGUCAUUAAAACACAAUAAAAAAUAAAUCAACUAAAAAAUGAACCAAUUCUUCCUAGUAGCGCACAUUAUUUCGGCUAUUGGUAUUCUAAUUUCAGUAGUAUACUACGUUUUGGAUAUUGUCCAAUUCCGAAGGUUGGAAAAUUUAGUCCAAACUCCCAGGCCAAUCGCACCUCCAAUCACUACGAGAGAAACCAGCAGAAAAUAUGUCAGCCGGUAUCGAUCGAAGAUGAUCCAGCGACAGUUGAUCAACGAAAUCAAUCGAAUCAAUGGGAAGCUGCGGGUUAAGAUGUCAACUGAAAGGUACGAGCUGUUCUACAACUCCCACGGUGAUCUGCGGCUUCGAACGGUUCUGGAGCCAAAAUAAAACUUACGUGUGAGUAGCGAGACGGGUCAUCGAAAAAGUUGAAAAACCGCAUUACCUGAAAAGAAAU